Messenger RNA from Drosophila grimshawi, 1097 nucleotides. RefSeq names its product probable dimethyladenosine transferase. The record is from RefSeq and is a predicted model, not a curated record. Gene Ontology annotation, molecular function: rRNA (adenine-N6,N6-)-dimethyltransferase activity. NCBI's taxonomy places the organism in Eukaryota, Metazoa, Arthropoda, Insecta, Diptera, Drosophilidae. The coding region runs from base 67 to 987 and encodes 306 amino acids. Gene Ontology annotation, biological process: rRNA methylation. Gene Ontology annotation, cellular component: mitochondrial matrix. The transcript is spliced from 3 exons.
AGAAAAACAAAUUUACACUGCAACAGCCGUAACUAAAUAAUUGUGCAUUAUUAACAUUAUUUGACGAUGCCAAAGGUGAAAACAGAAAAGAAAAGUCGCAUACACCAUGAAGUGCAAAAGCAAGGCAUUGUGUUCAACAAGGAUUUUGGCCAGCAUAUAUUGAAGAAUCCCUUGGUCAUAACUACAAUGUUGGAGAAGGCGGCACUGCGUGCCACCGAUGUGGUGCUAGAAAUCGGUCCCGGCACAGGCAAUAUGACUGUGCGAAUGCUGGAGCGUGCCAAGAAGGUAAUUGCCUGUGAAAUCGAUACACGUCUGGCGGCCGAGCUACAAAAACGUGUCCAGGCCACACCACUACAGCCCAAGCUGCAAGUGCUCAUCGGUGACUUUCUGAAGGCGGAGCUACCCUUUUUCGACCUGUGUAUUGCCAACGUGCCGUAUCAGAUCAGUUCGCCACUGAUAUUCAAGCUAUUGUUGCAUCGUCCGCUUUUCCGCUGUGCCGUCCUGAUGUUCCAGCGUGAGUUUGCGCAGCGUUUGGUGGCCAAGCCGGGCGAUAAGCUCUAUUGCCGUUUGAGCGUCAAUACGCAACUAUUGGCACGCGUCGACAUGCUGAUGAAGGUGGGCAAAAACAAUUUCAAACCGCCGCCCAAAGUAGAGUCGAGUGUGGUGAGACUGGAGCCAAAGAAUCCACCGCCACCCGUCAAUUUCACCGAAUGGGAUGGCCUCACCCGCAUCGCAUUUCUACGUAAAAAUAAAACGCUAGCAGCGACAUUCAAAGUGAACUCUGUGAUGGAAAUGCUCGAAAAGAACUACAAAUUAUAUCGCUCACUGAGGAAUGAGCCACUUGAGGAGAACUUCAAUAUACAGGAGAAAAUCAUUGGCAUACUAGAUGAGCAGGGCAUGGGGCAAUCACGAGCGAGAUCUAUGGACAUUGAUGAAUUUAUGCGACUACUGUUGGCUUUCAACUCGGCUGGCAUACAUUUCAACUGAAUUGCUUUAGAGUAUCGUUAAUUGUUUAAUAUAACUAAUUUAAGGGAACAAGUUCGUAACUAUCGUUAUCUUUGUAUGCAUACAAAUACAAAAUGUUACACACAAACAGA